Colletotrichum truncatum is the source of this 462-nucleotide messenger RNA. Its product is annotated as white collar-2. The record is from RefSeq and is a predicted model, not a curated record. Lineage: Eukaryota; Fungi; Ascomycota; Sordariomycetes; Glomerellales; Glomerellaceae. Gene Ontology annotation, biological process: regulation of DNA-templated transcription. Gene Ontology annotation, molecular function: sequence-specific DNA binding; zinc ion binding.
AUGCAAAAGAUCAGUCACGCCGCGAAGGAAAUUCAACGCAUUUCCCAACUGACCCGCGAUAAUUCCCACAGGGACGACAAUCCUUUCCAUCUCCAGCUUCAAGCCUCGUCAGUCAGCGAUGAGACGUUAGGCGCAAUGCAGAAACUCGCUGGGGACAUUGUUCGCCAUGUCGACAGGUUUGAUUGUUCAGAAUCGGAGGCGGUACAAGCGAAAGGCGUGAGCAGCAGAGCACGUCGUCCGUCCAACUCCAGAGUUCAGACUUCCUGGAAGAAGUCGAGCCGGCCCAUGAGCCGGAAGAACGAGCCGUGCUGUUCCAUGUGCGGUUGCCUAGAUACACCUCAAUGGCGGUCGGGGCCCCAAGGACCCGCGACCCUCUGCAACGUGUGCGGUCUGCUCUAUUCCCGGAGAAAACUGAGGCGGAGAGCUGAAACUGAGAUGCUUUCCGUCGCCGUCAGCAGCUGA